CAGCCAGUCGGUUUUCCGGCUGCUAGACCAGGCGGACGCCAUAUUGCUCGUGGCCGAGUGGUGGCGGCGGCCGCCUGUGUGUGUUUAUAUCGCGUCGCUCUUACGCGGUUUCCGCACGUUUUCGCACCGUGGUCCGUCGACGCCCGCGGAUUCCCGUCGCUGGCGACGUGACGUUUACCGCGUGUGCCGGGUGCGCGCGUCCGCGCGUUACGCGACGUGCGCGAAACGGAGUGGCCCGUUCCGGUUAAAUUCGCAUUCGACAACAAAACACAGUGCGCGGCGACGUCCGGUCGUGUUUCGCGGAUCCCCUAUACGCGGCGGUAAUUCGCGGAUUUUCGAGCGGCGUUCCCCGGCCCGUGCGAAGGGAAGUGACAGACCGCGUGAGACCGCGGCGGGCAGUCGUGUUGUCGUUGUCGUCCGUGCCGCUCUCUCGCCCGUUUUCCGCGGUGCCUCGCGUUUUUCAGUCUCUCCGUCUCUCUCUUUCCCCCGUCGCUCCGUAUUGGACCGUUCCGGAGCACCGACAGCUCCGCGCCUGGAGUCGCCUGUGUUUCUCGCCGCUCGUCUCGUCUCGUCUCGUCUCGUCAACCCCCUGCGAGGACCACCACCUGGGAAGGAUGCCAGUGCGUAAACAAGGUGGUGAGUCUAAUCACUUUAUCGACGGUCAAGAAGUUCCUGUAACUAUGGGCUUCACGCAUCGUCCAGCCCGAAAGAAUGCAGAAGCUCACCGAGCUCUGGAGCUUCUCGAGGAUUACCAUGCCAAGCUGACGAGACCGCAAGACAAGCAGUUGCGAUUAGCCAUCGAGCGCGUUAUACGGAUCUUCAAGAGCAGACUCUUCCAAGCGCUGCUAGGUAAGUUAAUGUAUAUUCCUCGUUUGUUCCUUCGACGAAAAAACCGAUUUAAAAUUAUUCUGCAAAUUCCGCAUGCGAAAACCGAUUUAUUUCAUCGCAAAUAAGAAAUUAAUCAGUAGAAUAGUUUUGCUGAAGUUAAAUUUAUGCCGGAACUACAUUCAGUUCUAAGUUCGAA
Molecule: messenger RNA, 1024 nt
Organism: Temnothorax curvispinosus
Lineage: Eukaryota; Metazoa; Arthropoda; Insecta; Hymenoptera; Formicidae
Exons: 6
Coding region: 615-953 (112 amino acids)
Molecular function (GO): protein binding
Source: RefSeq, a predicted model, not a curated record